AUGGCCAUUACCAGAGAUGCCGAGCAGGAUGCGCACUUUGACCCCUCCGCCUGUGUGGAGGUCUGCCGAGCGCGGUAUCCCAACGUUCGGCCUGCAGAGAUUGUCGCAGCCGUGCAUGGGCCACGUUGCGGCUGCCAUGUGGGGACGCUUCCCGAGACCUUCUCGGAAGUCGAUAGUACCUAUUGCACCUACCAGUGCAAGUUUUACGAGAACCCCAUUUGCGGGGGACCGCCGUCCUUCUGGGGCGUGUUCGUGCAGUACGACUUCCAGGCCUUUUCUUCCCAUGGUGCCUAUGAUCCCUGGCGGAAGAUUUGGUACACGAUUGCCGUCGUGAGGGAGGCGACCAUCAUUGGCGCAGAGGCCUGGAAUCCAGACUUGCAGUUAGACCCUGAGCGGUAUUACCUCCACGCUGCUUCGGUGCAGACGGGACAAGCUGCGUUGGAGGCCCAGGUAGCAGAGCACGUCUCAGUCAUGAACAACGCUCUGCAGACUGAACUGCCUGAGGAGCCAAUAGAAUCUCCUGAGCAGUUUCGGGAUCGAAUGCGAGCAGUGCAGAAGGACUUUCCUGAGCGCGAGCACGACUUUGGCUUCUGUCGGCGGGAAGCGCUGAUGAGGAUGACAGGAGAUGCCAUGUUGGCGGAGCGUGUCUUCGUGGCUUGGCACAAGGCGAGGAAUGAGCCGACGCUCUUUGACGGCGCCGAGGAGAUGCUACGGAGGAAAGACUUGAUCGACUUUCAUGUGAACUCAGUUGAGGCGGGCGCUCCAAAGCCGGACCUGCGGAUGUUCAAACUUUGCGAGGCCAAAUCAGGCUGCUUGCCCAAUCAGUUGGUCAUGGUUGGCGACAACGUUGGGAAAGACAUUCGAGGCGCUCAGGCUGCAGGCGCUGACAGCUGA
Messenger RNA from Durusdinium trenchii, 894 nucleotides. NCBI's taxonomy places the organism in Eukaryota, Dinophyceae, Suessiales, Symbiodiniaceae. The record is from the annotation of a GenBank genome assembly.